Molecule: messenger RNA, 2749 nt
Organism: Protobothrops mucrosquamatus (brown spotted pit viper)
Lineage: Eukaryota; Metazoa; Chordata; Lepidosauria; Squamata; Viperidae
Gene: MPP4
Product: membrane palmitoylated protein 4
Exons: 19
Cellular component (GO): plasma membrane; adherens junction
Molecular function (GO): protein binding
Source: RefSeq, a predicted model, not a curated record
CACAUUCUGUCUUUGGUCCAACACAAAAUGAACUUUUUUGACAAGAAGGAUAUUGAUGGUGUAUUAUAUGAACUGCUCAGGUCUCCAUGGCUGCAGGCUCUUCUAAAGGUGUAUGAAUGCCUUCAUCAGUAUAUCAAGAGAAGACCUGUCCCAUUCAUGUCCCAGGCACAAGAAUUGAUGCAUGAGGUAGUGGAGUUGCUGCAUAGAGGACAACAACCUCCAGAAAUUAAAGAGCUAAGACAACUUCUACAAGGUCCUCACUUCAAGGCCUUGUUAUUAGUUCAUGAUACUGUGGCCCAGAAGGAUUUUGAACCUAUGCUUCCACCCUUGACAGAAAACCUCCCUGAAAACGAAGAGGCCAUGAGGAUUGUCUGUCUGGUGAAAAACAACCAACCUCUUGGUGCCACCAUUAAACGCCAUGAGCUGACAGGUGAUAUUACAGUAGCAAGAGUAAUCCAUGGAGGUCUGGCAGAUAAAAGUGGGUUGUUAUAUGCUGGAGACAAACUUGUAGAGGUAAAUAGAAUCCCAGUGGAGGGCCUGGAACCGGAGCAAGUCAUACACAUUUUGACUCUGUCCCAAAGCACCAUCAUGUUCAAGCUGAUUCCAGGUUCUGAUCGAAUCAUCUGCAGUCAAACAACACUCUAUGUGCGUGCAAUGCGGGAUUACUGCCCUCGUCAGGACCCUCUCAUUCCAUGUGCUGAUGCAGGAUUGCCAUUUAAAAAAGGAGAGAUUCUUCAGAUUGUAGACCAAAAGGACAUCCUGUGGUGGCAGGCAAGGAAAGUCUCCAACCUCAAAGCCUGCGCUGGACUCAUCCCUUCCAAUCACCUUCUGAAGAGGAAACAGCGAGAAUUCUGGUGGACUCAGCCCUUCCAUCUCCACACUUGCGUCAAAUCAAUCUUGAAUUUUGUGGAAGAAGAAGAUGACAUGCAGAUUGAUGAGAAGUGUGUAGAAACAGAUGAGGAGAUUUUUGAAUCUGGUAAGUUCCUGCAAUAAGAAGAAGAAUUCAUUGGAUCUGGUCAGCCAGUGUUCAUUACUGGUUUCCGGAGAAGUAUGCGUCUGUGCCGUAGGAAAUGCAACUACAGUCACCUGACAUGUCACACACAUUGUCUCAAUAGUUGCUAUGGUGCUGUGGCAGCACCUUAUGAAGAGGCAGUGAGAUACCAAAGACAACUUGGUGAUCGAAAUAGAUUAAUUGUACUAAUAGGUCCUUCAGGUGUUGGAGUGAAUGAACUACGGAGACAACUUAUUGGUAUAAAUCCUCACCUGUUUCAAAAUGCGGUGCCACAUACAACCCGUGCUCAAAAGAGCUAUGAAGAGAAUGGUCGAGAAUAUCAUUAUGUACCAAAAGAAACAUUUGAAAAUAUGGUGUACAAUUACAGAAUGUUGGAGUAUGGAGAGUACAAGGGACACCUCUAUGGGACAAGUAUGGAUGCAGUACAUGCGGUGCUUGAUGAAGGGAAGAUCUGCAUAAUGGAUUUAGAACCUUACAAUAUUCAGUUUGUUCGUACUCUUGAACUGAAACCCUACAUUAUAUUUAUUAAACCACCAAGUGUGAGCUGCAUGAAGCACACUCGGAAAAAUGCUAGGAUAAUCACUGACUAUUAUGUGAACAUGAAAUUUAAGGAAGAAGACCUGCAGGAAAUGGAAGAGUCAGCUAAAAAAAUGGAAACUCAGUUUGGCCAAUUCUUUGAUCAAGUGAUUGUGAAUGACAAUUUACAGGAAGCUUGUCUGCAGCUAGUCUCUGCCGUGCACCAAGCCCAGAAUGAACCACAGUGGGUUCCAGCCACAUGGAUAUGCCCAAGCUCUCAGGACUAGCCUGUUUCAUGGGAUGAUAGUGUGUGCAAAAUCUAGCAUUCUGGGGAAGAUCAGUCCAGCCAUUGUGGGGAGGGACACUACUUUUCUGGCAAUAAACGUUUUGGAACUUUCAUUGGGUUUUAAGGCUGGGGUUGCAGGAGAUAUAAACAUAUUUCAUUUCAAGGGAAUUUGAAGAACAUAAACAAAAGCUAUUACAAGGUACAAGUCUAUUGGCUGCAUUUGCCUGUCACUUAAGCUAGGGCCUAGGCUAUAUUAAUUUUUUUAAAAGAAUAACUUUAUGGAGGCACCCAUUUCUGGGAAUAGGCCAGGUGUUAACAUGGUAGGAUCAUUUCCUUCUUUCCUUUCCAUCCAUGACAGACACUCCAGGGAACGUUAAUGCAAGCCUGCCUGCAGAAAACCUUAAAAAGCUAAGAACUAGAUCUCCCCUGUAUUAAACUAUGAACAGAGCAACAUAGUUUAUUUUAAUUCCUUCCCAAUUCAUUGAGGCAGGCAAAUAAAGAGAUUCAUAUAUUCCAAACCAGGAUUAUGAUUCAUUAUGCCCCAAGGAGCCAAGAUUUAUAAAUCAGCAUUAAUUCUUGGUUAAUAUUAAGUCAUAAUACACGAUUUACUGUGUCAUAAAUGCAGCCACACUUAUGGGGCAUUUUUCAGCAUUAUAUAUUAAGUAAUUCUGAAACAAAUACCAUUCUAAUAACAUAAUCAGAGAUUAUAUAAUUGUUUAAAAAUAUGUAAUUUUUGAUAUUUUUUUCCUUCUUAAGCAUAGGAGGUAUUGAGAGAAUUGCCGCAGUUUUUGACCUAUUUUUUUUAUUUACAGCACAUUCCUCCAACAAGAAUGAAAUCUGGGUUCUUUUUAGCUUUCACUGAACAGCAUAUUUCUAGCAGCAAAGUAGUAUCAUAAUUACUGUGAUAUUCUUUAAAUUUUCUCCAGCACCCUCUA